Molecule: messenger RNA, 2603 nt
Organism: Prosopis cineraria
Lineage: Eukaryota; Viridiplantae; Streptophyta; Magnoliopsida; Fabales; Fabaceae
Product: putative wall-associated receptor kinase-like 16
Exons: 3
Coding region: 212-2452 (746 amino acids)
Biological process (GO): protein phosphorylation; cell surface receptor signaling pathway
Cellular component (GO): plasma membrane
Molecular function (GO): polysaccharide binding; calcium ion binding; ATP binding
Source: RefSeq, a predicted model, not a curated record
AAAUAAACCUGAAAGCCUCUCUCCAUCUUUAAUGGCUUGUGGAGCCAUGAAAAUGCAAUCAAGAGUCUUCGUCAAUAGCCACUACCCAUCUUUAAUGACUUGUGGAGCCAUGGAAAUGCAAUCGAGUCUUCGUCAACAUCUUAUAUAGUGAUCAUCAGCUUUCCUGAUCAUCAGAAUGCACUGCAUUAUCACCGUCACACAGUGGUAAACCAUGGGCUUGAGUUUAUUGCUUUUGAUCAAACUGUCAUUAGUAGCCUCCACACUGGCAUCGCCGGCGCCGGCGCUAGCAGCCGCCAAGAAAGCGGGCUGCGAUACCAUGUGCGGGGACGUGAAAAUCUCUUAUCCCUUCGGCACAACCAAAGACUGCUUCAAAGAUCCUGAUUUUCUGAUAACCUGCAGCACUUCGUCUAGAUUCCCCGUUCCUUAUCUAGGAACCAAAAACAACAUCCGAGUUCUCAACAUCUCUGGGGAGACCAGUGAGCUGCUUGUCUUCACUCCAGUUUAUCAUGAUUGCUACGAUCCCGAUGAAGGCAUUUAUUGGACCAAAGGCUUUCGUGCGCCUUCCAAAUUCGCCAUAUCCAAUACAAAGAACGAUUUCGUCGUCGUUGGGUGUAACACCUACGCUUUCUUCUACGAUAUCGAAGAACAAAAACUCUUCGGCUGCAACUCAGAGUGCAGUUACGAGGAACCCUUGGCAAAAGGAUCUUGCUCCGGCGCCGGCUGCUGCCGGACUAAUUUUGGGCAACCCAUUAGAAAUUAUACUAACAGUAUUGUUUUUUAUGGUGACCGAAACGUGUCCGACGGCUUCUUGUUUAACUGCAGUUAUGCGUUUUUUGCCAAGCACGGAACUUUCAACUUUUCCGACAGCGACCUCCACGAUCUAAGCGUACGCAAAAGAUCUACUGUGGUACUGAAUUGGGGUGUUGAUCAGACGAAAUCAUGCGGUGGAGCCUGCAAAGACGAUGAAAGUAUAUGCGAAGAAUCACAAAGUGUCAAAGGCUACUACCUCUGCAAAUGUAAACCAGGUUUUGAAGGCAACCCCUACCUCUCCGGUGGCUGCAAAGAUGUGGACGAGUGCCAUGGCAUCAAUAAUUGCACGGAGUCGGCAGUUUGCACCAAUUACAAUGGUAGCUACACAUGUACUUGUCCAAGUGGGCAAAAAGGUAAUGGCCUCAAAAACGAAACUGGACCGGGUUCGGGCUGCAGAAUUCCGGAUGCGGACUCUAAUCACGAUGGGCGUGUCAUUAUAAUUUCAUUAGUUGUUGCUGUAGCUUUGUUGGUUGUCCUCACAGUGCUUUUUGCAUUAUGUUGGGCACAAAAGAAAAGAAGUUUGAGACAACUAAGAAAAAGAAAUUUUGAGCAAAAUGGAGGAAACUUGCUUCUACAACAAUUUUCACAACGACAAUAUACUGAAAGGGCUAAGAUCUUUACAGAAGAUGAGCUUAAGAAUGCCACAAACAACUUUGAUGAAAGUAGGAUCCUUGGUCGUGGAGGACAAGGCACGGUUUAUAAGGGUACGUUGUCAAACAACACACAUGUUGCCAUUAAAAAGUCUAAAGUUGGAGGGGAUUCCCAAAAUAUUAAAAGUUUCAUCAAUGAAGUAUUUGUACUUUCCCAGAUCAAUCAUCGGAAUGUGGUCAAACUUUUGGGGUGCUGUCUUGAAACUGAAGUGCCUUUAUUAGUUUAUGAGUUUGUAGACAAUGGCACUCUUCUUGACCACCUAAGCCCAUCAAAAAAUUAUUGUUCUAUUACAUGGGAGACUCGAUUAAGAAUAGCUAUAGAGAUAGCAGGGGCCAUUUCAUAUUUGCAUUCUGCUGCUUCUAUUCCAAUUAUCCAUCGGGAUAUUAAAUCUGCCAACAUACUAUUAGACCAUGACAAUAGAGCAAAGGUGUCUGAUUUUGGAGCUUCAAGACUUGUCCAUCUUGAUAAAACUCAAGUUGCUACCGUGAUCCAAGGAACAAUAGGAUACUUGGAUCCGGAGUAUCUCCAAACUGGCCAGUUGAAUGAAAAGAGUGAUGUUUAUAGUUUUGGGAUUGUACUUGUGGAAUUACUCACCGGGAAAAAAGCAUUUGAAUUCAAUGGGUUGACUAGUCACUUUAUAUCUUCCAUGAGAGAAGACUGCUUGUGGGAAAUUCUUGAUAAGCGAGUGCUAGACCCAAAGAAGAAUGCAAAACAAUUGAAAGAAGUAGCCUCAUUGGCAAGAAGGUGCAUUAGAGUUAAUGGAGAGGAAAGGCCAACAAUGAAGGAAGUAGCAAUGGAAUUAGAGGCUCUUAUGGCAAUGGAAAAAAACCUUCAAGGGAAGGACAAGGAUAUGAUGGUAGAAGAAAGUGAAUAUUUGGUUAGUAAUUUUCCUAAUGAUGGAUAUGAGAGUGCUAGUGCAAGUAUUUCAGUUGUGAGUUAUGAUAGCAUUCAAAAGCAAGUUCCCUUUGAGAUUGUAGAUGGAGGGCGAUGAUUUAUAGUAUUAGUAAGUGCAUUGUGUUUCAAAUAGUAUUUUGUAUUUAUAAAGGAUACAAUGGAAUGUGAAGAUAAUAUCUCAGUUAUUUUUGCAAUCAAUUACCAUGAAUUGAAAAUGUAUGGGUGAAAUUAAUGAACUCUCAUUGCCU